Molecule: messenger RNA, 3177 nt
Organism: Cyphellophora europaea CBS 101466
Lineage: Eukaryota; Fungi; Ascomycota; Eurotiomycetes; Chaetothyriales; Cyphellophoraceae
Exons: 2
Coding region: 1-3177 (1058 amino acids)
Biological process (GO): actin filament organization; clathrin coat assembly; endocytosis
Cellular component (GO): actin cortical patch; clathrin-coated vesicle
Molecular function (GO): phosphatidylinositol-3,5-bisphosphate binding; clathrin light chain binding; actin filament binding
Source: RefSeq, a predicted model, not a curated record
AUGUCGUACCCUGCUUUGGCCUCCGGCACUGGUCGAAACAUUGAUGCGUCGAGAACCGAAUCUGACCUUGCCAUCAACAUCCGCAAAGCGACAAGCAUCGAGGAGACAGCUCCUAAGCGUAAGCAUGUGCGCUCCUGCAUAGUCUACACAUGGGACCACAAAAGUUCUCUGUCCUUCUGGGCAGGCAUGAAAGUCCAACCAGUGAUGGCCGACGAAGUUCAGACCUUCAAAGCACUCAUCACUGUCCACAAAGUACUUCAGGAAGGUCAUCCUGUGACCGUGAAAGAGGCGCAACAGAAUGUUAACUGGGUCGAAUCCCUCGCGCGCGGUGUCAUGGGCGAAGGUCUUAGAGGCUACGGUCCUCUCAUUCGAGAAUAUGUCUUUUUCCUCCUCGCAAAGUUGACCUUCCACCGCCAACAUCCCGAGUUCAAUGGGCUGUUCGAGUAUGAGGAGUACAUCAGCCUGAAAUCGAUCAACGACCCAAACGAAGGCUACGAGACCAUUUCAGACCUCAUGACUCUGCAAGACCAGAUCGAUACGUUUCAAAAGCUCAUUUUCUCCCACUUCCGUGGCGGCAAUAACAAUGAAUGCCGAAUCGCUGCGCUUGUGCCACUCGUGCAGGAAAGCUACGGCAUCUACAAGUUCAUCACCAGCAUGUUACGUGCAAUGCACACCACCACUGGCGAUGAUGAGGCGCUCGAGCCGCUUCGCAGCCGCUAUGAUGGUCAACACUACCGGCUGGUCAAAUUCUAUUACGAGUGCUCGAACCUGCGGUACCUGACGAGUCUGAUCACGGUGCCAAAGCUUCCUCAAGACCCUCCCAGUCUCCUCGCUGAGGACGACGAUAAGCCUGCUCUACCUCGUCGACCAACGAAGGAGAUCGAGAGCGCACCCUCGCCAGCCCCUCGAAAUGGCGAUUCGGAUCCAAAAGACAUGGACGACUUCUGGUCAAGGGAGGCUCAACGGCAGCAAGACGAAUACGAAAACGAGCAGAGGCGAUUGCAGCAGCAGUGGGAAGAUCAACAACGGCAACAAAUGCUUGCUCAGCAACAGGCGCAGCGCGAUUUUGAGGAACAGCAGCGCAUGCAAGCCGAGCAGCAAAGGCUAGCUCAGGACCAGCUGAUGCGUGACCAGCUGGCUGCUCAAACCCAAGGCCGGAUGGCCGAGCUCGAGCGCGAGAAUCUCAACGCACGUGCCCAGUACGAGCGGGAUCAGCUGAUGCUACAACAGUACGAUCAGCGCAUGAAGGGUCUGGAGGAGCAACUACAACAGCUCAAUCAGAACUUCCAGAUGCAGAAUCAAUCGAAGGACGAUCAGCUUUCGGCUCUUCAGGAGCAAGUCAACACAUGGCGUUCCAAAUAUGAGGCGCUUGCGAAGCUGUAUUCGCAGCUCAGGCAGGAGCAUCUAGAUCUUCUGCAGACCACCAAAUCACUGAAGCUGAAAGCUGCUUCUGCUCAAGAGGCCAUCGAUCGCAGAGAACGGCUCGAGCGCGAGAUGAAGACUAAAAACUUGGAGCUAGCAGACAUGAUCCGAGAGCGUGAUCGAGCUUUGCACGAGAAAGAUAGAUUCUCGGGCACCCAUCGCGAAGAACUCGAGAAACUCAAGCGCGAGCUUCGAUUCGCCAUUGAACGUGCCGAGAAUGCUGAGCGUGCCAAGGGAUCCGAAAUAUCUUCGAUGCUCUCAAAGUACAACCGGGAAAUGGCCGACCUUGAGGAAUCUUUGCGCAGUAAGACGCGACAAUUGGACCAAAUCAGGUCAACACACAGCGAGCGCAAUGGAGAUCACGAAGCGGCUCUGCGUGAAAAGGACGAUGAGAUUGAGAUAUAUAAGUCGGGCAUGGAGCAGGCGCUCGAAGAGCUUGAGGAGCUCAAGUUAGGCAACGGCGAAACCGACGGUGCACUCGAUGGCGCAAUUGACGAGGUCCUCAAAGCCAAUGUCAACAAGAUCCAGGACAUUGUUGACUCGGUGCUCCAAAGUGGUGUGCAGCGAGUGGACGAUGCCAUGUAUGAACUAGAUUCGCCCAUGCAGGCCGGAAACCAGAAUGCGACUGCGCCCUAUGUCCUUUCACAGGUCGAGAAGGCGUCAGCGAGCGCCACAGAGUUCUCCACGGCCUUCAACAACUUCAUCGCAGACGGGCCGAACAGCCCUCACGCCGACAUCAUCCGGACUGUCUCCGUUUUUGCGGCCUCGAUCGCUGAUGUGCUGUCUAACACCAAAGGUCUGACACGGUUUGCAACCGAGGAGAAGAAGGGCGACCAGCUUAUCGACGCAGCCCGACAGUCCGCUCUGUCAACCAUAAACUUUUUCCGAGGACUUCAAUCAUUCCGCCUUGAAGGCCUUGAACCUAUGCAGAAGAGCGAUGUUGUCAUUAACAAUAAUCAUGACGUGCUAAUGAAGCUUCAAAAGCUUUCUAAACUUGCUGAUGCUUUUGCGCCGAAGGGCACAAAGCUCAGCACGAGUGGUGAUCUUGGGGACCUUGUCGACUCCGAGCUGACGAAAGCUGCCGAUGCUAUUGAGGCCGCGGCUCAGCGUCUGGCCAAGUUGAAGAACAAACCUCGCGAUGGCUUCACAACGUUCGAGCUCAAGAUUAACGACUCCAUCCUCGACGCAGCUGUAGCUGUGACUAAUGCCAUUGCCCAAUUGAUCAAAGCUGCCACCGAAUCUCAGCAAGAGAUCGUUCGCGAGGGUCGUGGAUCCUCAUCGAGAACGGCUUUCUAUAAAAAGAACAAUCGCUGGACCGAAGGCUUGAUCUCUGCCGCGAAGGCUGUCGCAACAUCUACCAAUACCCUGAUUGAAACAGCUGAUGGGGUCAUGUCGGGACGCAACAGCCCCGAGCAGUUAAUUGUAGCCUCGAAUGACGUUGCGGCCAGCACUGCCCAGCUCGUGGCUGCUAGCCGCGUCAAAGCUACCUUCAUGUCGAAGACGCAGGAUAGACUCGAGCAAGCAAGUCGUGCAGUGGGUGCAGCUUGUCGUGCCUUGGUAAGACAAGUCCAGGACAUCAUCAAGCAAAAGCAAAAGGAUGAUGGCGAAGCUGUUGAUUACGGUGCCCUGAGCGGUCAUGAGUUCAAAGUCAGGGAGAUGGAGCAACAGGUCGAGAUUCUACAGCUAAGGAACGCACUGGAUGCAGCCCAGGCCAGGCUGGGCGAGAUGCGCAAGAUAUCUUAUCGAGAGGACUGA